Messenger RNA from Seminavis robusta, 2273 nucleotides. The record is from the annotation of a GenBank genome assembly. Lineage: Eukaryota; Bacillariophyta; Bacillariophyceae; Naviculales; Naviculaceae.
UUCUUUACGGCAGGAGUUAGAGUUAAGGCUCUUGUGGAUCUUGAGUCUGGAGGUCGCCGUUCGAGAACUGCUCCUUCAACAGAUUUCUGAUAUCCUCAUUUUGACCAAGGCAUUGCUAAGGGUGCCCGGGUUGCACUCGGAGCUGUGGUGUUUGGUUGGGUCGAGCUUUUGGUUGAGUUGUUUGGUUGAGGUCGCUUGAACGGACGCUUAGCUGUUGGUUCCGUGUCGGCGCGUUUCGUUUGGUUGGUCUUCCCUACCACUGUGGGCCUUACCGUAUCCAAUUCCCCUCAUCCCAAUCUGGAAACUGAGAACCCAUCAUGGAUUCCAACGCAAAUGAUCCUGGUGGCAUGGAUCCUGAUUCUGAUCUUCUUAAGAUCCUGUCCACGACCUCAACAACGGUCAAGUCUGUAUCCAAGAGUGAGCUCCUCACCUCUGGUCUCACCGGCCACGUGAUGGCGGAACAAGUUAUGGGAUUUUUGGACACAGAGAGUGUUCUCAGUUGUUUGGAGGUAGAGGAUUUGUGCAAGCAUUUUGAUCUCAAGAGCUAUUACUGUAGUAUACAUGGUACUAAACUGGAAUCCCAGGUGGAGCGUCGCAGAGACCUGGAAAGCAUGACUGGAAAUGAUGACGACCAGGGCGAAGAUGCAGAUCAAAUUUGCAAUAAUGACAAUGUUGCGGCAGCUGAGGUGAACAUUGAGUGUGAAGAUUGUGUGGAAGCAGAAUUUGAUCGCGAGCGCUGCACUUGCUGCAAGGGAUUUGAAAACGCGGAUGAGCUGAACCAAUGCAACAAUUGCAGUUACCAGGAAUGCGAUCCAUGUUAUGAAGACACUUCAAUGAUUUGUUGCAGCUCCUGCGAGGAGGUGUUCUGUGGAAGAGAGGGUUGUGAAAAAAUCGAACAUUGUGACUGUGGAGAAGGUUUCUGUUCCAUGUAUCAGGAGGAUAAUAUUCAGGCGUGCCUACAGUGUGGCAGCGGUGGGUGUCUGGAUUGUUUCUAUGAGGACGGGUUCUGUUGUGACAAAUGUGACUCUGCAUUCUGUAUCGAUUGCGACAACUAUGGCCAUUGCGACAGCUGUGAACAGAUAUUUUGCUCUACCUGCAUGGAAACUCGGGAUUGUGAAUUUUUCUGUUGCAACAAUUGUGGCCGGACAUUCUGUAACGAUUGUGAUCCCUACAGCAAUUGCGCCAGGUGUGAAGAGCAAUUUUGCUCUACCUGCAUGGAGACUUGGUACUAUGAAGGUUCCUGUUGCCAUGCAGGAAUAUUUUGCAUGGAUUGUGUCUCUGAGCACUGGUUCUGUUGCAACAAAUGUGACAAGGCAUUCUGUACCAAUAGCGACGACUAUGGCUAUUGUGACAAGUGUGACGAGAAAUUUUGCUCGACGUGCAACGAAACUUGGUAUUGUGCAGGUUGUGAACAUGGUAGUUGCUACUCCUGUGAUCAACCAGUCAAGUGCAAAACAUGUAACCAGCAGCAUGGUUGCAGUGAAUGUAGUGACAAAGAGUGCUUCUGCUGUGGAGGUUGUUCCAAAACUUACUGCCGUGAGAAAUGCAAAGAGUUCACUACUUGUGAUAUCUGUUUCGAAGACGUUUGCGAAGAAUGUGACAAUGGCAGGAUUUGCAAACCCUGUCUGAAAUGGCUCUUACGGGGAGAAGUUCCAGUACACUGAAUGUGUCGCAGCAAGGUCUAUGCUCCAAGGAAAUCUGUCCUAAUUGCCAAUAUGUUUUUGAGACCUGCCGAAGCCAGGGAAAUGGCAAAUUUGAUUUUAAGAAGCACAACUAGCUGGCCACGUUGACAGUCAGAAAGAAAGCCAGCAGGGGGUAUGAAUGGAAACUGUACAACGUGAAAGGGAAAAAAGACAAAAACAACAAUCUACAUUCAUUCGGAACAAAGCACACAAGGCUGGAAAAUGGGUCCAUCAGUCGAGAGCCGGGUUGUCGGGUGGUUGGUGGUUCUUGCCGACCCAUCAUUGAGAGGGUGUGGCAAUGAGGUUGGGGAGUGGGGAGUGGAAGAUGUCGACCAGAAGAUGAUAAAAUGUAGAAACAAAAAACAACUGCUACCGGUACGAUCCUAGCUAUAGCUAGCUAGCGCGCUUCAGCGCUCGGCUGGUGGGGAUCGUUGGGGGUGUCCAUUUUGUCAUAUCUCUAACAUGAGAGAUUCCAUUCUAGCUAGAGCUGUAGCACAAUGCAAGUACGGCAGGCUUUACUGGCACCUCUUCGGCUGCCAAGACUAAGUGACCAUCUACUUACUAACUAAAUUUUAUUAGAAUCAAUACUCG